Messenger RNA from Tuber aestivum (summer truffle), 1203 nucleotides. The record is from the annotation of a GenBank genome assembly. NCBI's taxonomy places the organism in Eukaryota, Fungi, Ascomycota, Pezizomycetes, Pezizales, Tuberaceae.
AUGGCCGAUAAUGAUGAGCAGGUAAGGCCCCCCCUGGAAGUAGGAGGGAACUCCUUGUUUUUUUUUGUCCCCGUUUGCUUUCCUCGCCCCUACUGAAGACCUAUGAUUGCUUGGGCUUUCCUUGUUGCCCCUGAGGCUGCCUCUUCGUUCAUGAUGCCUAUCGGGAGUUCGGCCACGGGAGAGAGGAGGAAAGAGUACCCUGUUGAAUAUUGUGAUGUACAGCGCAGCCAUUGAUACUGACAUUCUAUAGCACAACCACACCUUUGAGUCGGCUUCGGCCGGUGCCUCCGCCACUUACCCCAUGCAGUGCUCUGCGCUUCGAAAGAAUGGGUACGUUCCUGCAUUCCUAGUUCCUUUACCUCCAGAGCGUAUCCGGCUAUGAUAUGUAUUCUCUUUUUCGGGGUGCACCUAACAUCUCUCUCUAUAAAGCCACGUCGUCAUUAAGGGCCGCCCUUGCAAGAUUGUCGAGAUGAGCACCUCUAAGACCGGCAAGCAUGGUCACGCUAAGGUCCACUUGGUCGCCAUUGAUAUCUUUACCACAAAGAAGUUGGAAGAGCUUUGCCCUUCCACCCACAACAUGGAUGUCCCCAACGUCAGCCGUACUGAGUACCAAUUCUCUUACAUAGAUGAUGACUACCUUCAUCUUAUAAAGCAAGAUGGAACUGAGAAGAAUGAUGUCAAGGUCCCUGACGGAGAGCUUGGUGAUAGGAUUAGAGGCUAUGAGGAUGAUGGUACUGAUAUCUGUAAGACUGCACCCCCCAGAAAUCCCACCCUCACGUGCUUGUCUCGGAAAAUAACACUAAUUAUUGUUUUUCUCUUUCUCAGUGGUUACUAUCAUUGCCGCUAUGGGGGAAGAGGCUGCCAUUUCCGUUAAGGAGGCCCCGAAGACUGCUUGAUCAGACCUAUUGUGGAUGGUUAAUGUAGCUUUUUUUCUCCCCUUUCCCACUCCUUUUUUUGUUUCGUUUUCUUUCUCUCCGGGAGCGAGUUUGAUCAUUGGGUUUUCAAUCGUGUCAAUUGGAGCUUGGGCGGGAGGUUCAUGAAAGUGCGAUUUUUUUCCCCGGACCAAAAAAAAACAAACGAAUCGUUCAUCACCUUUUGUCUGAAAAAAAAAGCGGAAUAUCUACAGAGGAGGGAAACGGACGGAACUUGGGAUAUUAUCAUGGGAUCUCAGUUUCGUCCCAUGCUCCAUUUGCGAAUUGAAAG